Molecule: messenger RNA, 1481 nt
Organism: Condylura cristata (star-nosed mole)
Lineage: Eukaryota; Metazoa; Chordata; Mammalia; Eulipotyphla; Talpidae
Product: scavenger receptor class F member 2-like
Exons: 1
Source: RefSeq, a predicted model, not a curated record
GAAUACCGGGCGGUUAGGGGGCGAAAGGAACCUCGCACAGGGAAGCCCUGGAUCUGCAGAAGCGCUCCCCGAGAUGCCUGCUCAGUCCACAGCGCGUGGCCCCUUCCAGGCGCUUCCACUUCUUGGCAAGGGGCCGGAGAUCUCUCCUCUACAACAGCAAGUGGCUCGCGCCGACCUGAGCGAGGCCGUGGACUCAGCGGAGCUCCAGGUCCCGCCGGCUGGCGCGCGGAGCUGCCCUGGCGCCGCGGCAGGAGCCGCGCGCAGGUGCCGGGCUCAGGGUUCGCCACCCGCCCGCUUCUGAGCGCGCUGCGCCUCAGGCCACACAACCACCACCCUGGUCCUCGGGCUACCGUCGCGGCACGCGGCCGGCUGUCUUCAGCCAAAGACCCUCACCCCGGUGGACGCCUUUGUUCCGCUCACCGACCCAGUCCGCCACACCGGGCAAAGGAAAAGCCCGCGCCCGGUUCCCGCAUCCUCGCGGCUCCGCAGUCACGCUCAAGUCUCAAUUAUUCUCAAAGUGGGGGCAGCACUAGUGGGCGGCCGCAGGAGACGAGCGCGACGUCCUCUCUACCCCUCGGCUGGGGACACCCUACCCCGCACCAAACUCACCAGCGCGCACAGCGCUGCGGACCGCCAGACACGUUCCAAGUCCCAACAGCACGCAGUGAGCCUUCGGGGCCUGCCGGUCGCACUGGCCUCGCAGAGCUGGUGUGUCGGGAGGCUGGCCGGAAGGAGGAGUCGGACCGCAAAAGUCACAGCAGUUCUCUACCCGCCUCCAAAAACGUCGCGGGGAGCGCCGCGGGGAGGGACGCGCGCCGGCGCACCCUGCGCUCGCCAGAACGGGCUGCGCGGCUCGUCCCGUGCCCAGAGGAGCCAAAUGCCAAGUCCCCUAAUUGGCGGAGGCAGUGACACCGCCGCUGCGGCACCGAGAGCCCACACAGCCCGGAGGAUGGAGAGCCGGGAGGGGACGCGCAGGUGGCGGCGGAGGGCGGGGCGCGGCCCGAGGGGACCGGCUGCAGCGCCAGCUCCUCCUCCGCCGCCCCAGGCCACCCCUCUCCCCGCGAGCUCGUCGGCCGCUGCCGCCCGCUGGCUGACGGGCGCACAGCUCCGCGGCUUGCCAGCUCGUGCGCGCGCACCCGGAAAGGGUGGGGGCGCCUGGAGAGUAAGGACCACGCGGGAGGGGGCCAGUCAAGUCAUGUUGGCUGCUGCCGGCUUUGUGGAGGGACCCUUUGGUUUUCAGCACUCCUCGAGCGGACGCGUUUGUUCCAUUCUGGUAGGCGAGGAAGACAUCCCUUUCUGUGUGCUCGCAGCUCCGCUUUGCGUGGCUCAGAAUGGCUAGAGGGAAAAUCUGGCCUGGAGACUCGGAUUCUGUUACUUUGGGAACCAGGCCAGGCAUUAGUGGGCUGGGUGGGUGCUCUCGGUGUGAAAAGUCUAACCGUCCAAGUCACAGUUUCUGUGUCUGCCCAUACCUAUCCAUGAUU